Molecule: messenger RNA, 4619 nt
Organism: Haliotis rufescens (red abalone)
Lineage: Eukaryota; Metazoa; Mollusca; Gastropoda; Lepetellida; Haliotidae
Product: protein RCC2-like
Exons: 11
Coding region: 100-1530 (476 amino acids)
Source: RefSeq, a predicted model, not a curated record
GAUCGCGAAAGUGCGAGAGUCUAUACCAUUGCAUGAUAAAGGGUUUCGCGGUUUUUGUUGACUAUUUGACAAAUACACAAGCUCUUACAAGCAGCCGACAUGCCUCCGAAAAAGCGAAACCCAGAGGGUGAGGGCAAAGUACAGGUAAAGAAACGCAAGAAGAAGAAGAACAACGAGGAUUCUGACGAUUCCGACAGCGACCACGGGGCUGGAAAUGGAGCAACACCGUUGAACAAUGAACCUGAGGAUGACAUCGAUAUCACUCUGGAGGGCUCCAUGCUGAGUGGGGAAGUGUUGUUUAGUGGCGGUACCAACUGGGACUUGAUCGGGAGGAGCCAGCUACCUAAAGGAGUAAAAAACCGAGGAGGGCCGAAUCUAUGGGGUCCUCAUCGUAUUGCGGGACUGAAGGAUGUCCGAAUCCGGACCGUGGUGUCAGGGUGCACCGGGUGUCACUGUGUCGUCAUCACUACCGAAGGACAGGUCUACACAUGGGGUCGUAAUGAGAAGGGUCAGCUGGGGACCGGGGAUGCAGUGAGGCGGGACGUCCCCACAAUCGUGGAGUGUCUUAGGGACAUCAACAUCAUUUCAGCAGCUGUGGGGAAGAAUCACACACUAUUUCUGACAGACAAGGGUCGAGUCUUCGCCUGUGGGGACAACAAGAUGGGUCAGCUUGGCCUCGGCCAUCAGAGUCCCUCCGUUCCCAGUCCCACUAGGAUCCAGUUCAAAGGUCCUCCAAUCAGGAAGGUCGCGUGUGGAGCAGAGUUCAGCAUGAUAUCAGACAUCAAUGGAAACCUCUACUCCUUCGGAUGUCCAGAGUACGGGCAGCUGGGUCAUAAUUCAGAUGGUAAAUUUUUCGUCACAAGUAACAAAUUGUCAUUCAAGUGUGAGCUGGUACCUAGAAAAGUGGUCGUGUUCAUCGAGAAGACACGAGACGGCCAUGUUGUUCCUGUAUCAGAUGUAGAUGUACGAGACAUCGCCUGCGGAGUCAAUCAUGCGUUAGUCCUCGAUACAAGGAAAAGAAUAUUCACAUGGGGUUUUGGAGGAUAUGGGAGGUUAGGUCAUGCGGAACCGAAGGAUGAUCUGGUACCAAGACUUCUGAAAUUCUUUGAAGGUCCCAACAGGGGUGCGUCACAAAUUUACGCAGGGUCAACAUACAGCAUGGCAGUCAGUGAACUAGGUGCACUGUAUUUAUGGGGCCAGACGAAGACAACAGGAGAGGCAGCAAUGUAUCCUAAACUUGUACACGAUCUGACAGGCUGGAAAAUACGAAGUGUGGGCUGUUGUAAUCGCAGUAUAGUGCUGUCUGCAGAUGAGAGUGUCAUUAGCUGGGGCCCAAGUCCAACCUUUGGUGAACUCGGUUACGGUGAGAACAAGAUGAGAUCCUCGACUACACCUCAGGAAGUCAAGCUAUUGGACGGUGUUCACGUCCACGCCAUUGCCUGUGGCUACGCACACUCAAUCGUCAUCGCAAGAUGUGACACGGAAGAAGAUCAGAAAAGAAUUGAGAGAUUCCCCACGUAUACACCUUGACCUGUUUACUCAGUGAGCAGAGAGUUGCCGACAUUGCAGAAUUUCAUAUGAACCAGGGUGCCGUUGUACAAAGCAAUCUUAGCUCUGAGGUGAUCGUAACUCCCAUACCUUAACAUAGAUUUACGACAGUCGUAGCACUGAGGUUGUUUUGUACAACGGCACCCACUUCUGUAGAAGAUGUCCCAGACAGGCUAAAUUCUCCACUCAGAACUACUCAUGGCAACAGAACAAAUUUGAAGCAUGUCUAAUAAUUUGUACUAUACUUAGUAGUAUAUGACAACCAUUUUUAUGAUCUUGUAUUUUUAGGAAACUUUGUUAAUAUUUUUAACAAGUUUUGAAAUACUUACUUUGAAAAAUCUAAGUAUGAUUAUACAAAUUUGAACAUGUUUUUGCAUCCACUGACAAUGAAAUAUUUCUGAGCUGUCCCUCAAACGAAUUGUUUCGAAGUGUCAGCAGUAGGUGUUAUUGCAUUAUCAAUUUGAUGACUUCAUUCCAAAAUGGUUCACGUUCUACCAUUGACUGUGAGGCAACAUGUAUCAAUAGCCUUGUCUUUAAGGUUGUGAAGAAACAGCUUCACUAAAAUAACGUUCGAAAGAACAAAUCAACAAUUGCGUGAGGGUUGGGCCAAAACAAAAUACAUGUGUUUCUUAUAACCUGACGACCCACUAGAACUUGAUUGUUUUCAAUCCUGUUUGUAAUUUGAAACUGAACCAGCCUCUCUCAAGAACUGGUGAUGUGGUUAAUUUGAAACUGAACCAGCCUUUCUCAAGAACUGGUGGUGUGGUGGUCUAGACUAGUGGUGGUUAAUGCAUUGGAUGGUCGCACCUAAGACCAAGAACCAGUUCUCGACGUGGGCAGAUUCUUGGUUUGAAUGACUGUGAUAAUGCUAAAAGUGACACCAUACUUAAAGUCUCAACAUGAUGCCUGGCUCGAUUUAACAGUAUAAAACUUGCACCAGUGCAACCUAUUUUUGAUGAAUGCAAUUAGUAUUUAGGUCGACAUAUAUACUUACCAUUACUUGACCACACAACUUCGAUCUUUGAACACACUCAAUACCUCUAGGCUUUAUUCAAAGUACAAGUAUUUAUUUAUCACUAAUCUCUGUGUUAUGUGUAAUUCAUGACACGGUCAUCAGAGAUCUGAGAUCGUCUUAUUUAGACAAGUGUAUGCAUCCGUUUCAACUUCGAUAAAUUUAUGGGACCAGGGUGCAACCUGGUUUUGUCUGGUGCAACCAGCAUUUCAUGUCAACACCUGGUGCACCUGGUGCAAGAUAAAUCAGUUCCUUUCAUCGAGUGCAGUAAUGAAACACAAGUAUUUUUUUUUUCUGGUACCCGUUUCCAAGGAACAUUUCCACAGCCAUGAGAAUGAAACUAUCUUUGUGAAAAUGGAUCUUUUCUUUAAGCAAUAUCAAACAAAACCAUGAGAGAAAGAUGUACAUUGUACCAUUCUCCCACUUUGCAAUGUCCCUUAAUGUAUUUUGAAUAGUUAUGCCAGGAUACCUUCAGACAUGAAGUAGUUACAAAUUCACAAUCCCUGAGACUUCACAAGUUCAGUAACUCUCUACAGUCCUAGUUCCUGGAAUUACAAAUACCGUAUUCGACGUAAUAAGCGCCCGGUGCAAUCUCAAAACUAGAAAUAGGGGUCUCUUAUUAGAAUAUUAUUUUGGUGGAAAAAAAAAUAGUUGAAAGAUCAUAAAUUUUGUUAUCAGCAGAUAUCACCGUGGGCGCAGAGCAGGGCGCUCAUUACGUUGAAUAUGGUAUCUGUUCAAGGUCUUGUGGAUUUUUAUUUCGGACCUAUGGCACCAUAAAUGUUAGGUCAGCCUUUUUGACUGUUAGUAUUUGGCGUACAAGAAAUGUGAACAUUAUGACGGCGAACAUCCAAAUCUAAUGCAGAUAUAAUUUGCAAGUUAUUGAAAUAACAUUCACAGUGAUAAAGACUAGUCCAUUAGCCCAAGACGUGAAAAUCCAGAGACUACUUGGUCUGUUUUUAAAUGUUCUAGUUAUUUUACACAACUACUUGUCUGAUAGCUGUGGACUAGCUAGAUUUAACCAAUGGUGUCUACCUCUCAUUGGCUAAAGUUGGGGUGAGUGUUUGGAUAGGAUACACAAAUCAGUCCCUGUGCGAGAUGGAUUUCCCUUGUUUUAACUCUGUACAGAUACUGUUGCAAUAAAUCAAAUAUAUUCAAUAUUUUAAAACUAGUGCACCUAAGUGAAGCGGGUUAUGUACUCAUUGCUGUGCUAUGUAGAUGGUCAUUGUUCAUGAGUGUCAGCCAUUUGAUUCAUUGUAAAUACCAUCUGCAUUCAUAAUGUAUUCAUUGUCUGCUUCCUGUCUAGUUUCACAGUCAUGCUGGAUUACGAUCAUCACGGUGGAAAAUAAUUUCCAAAACUUGACCCCACUUCGGACAACUGUUUGUUUGAGCCGUUAGAAACUGACACAACACCAUUCCUGUGUUUGUUCUGAACCAAACUUUGGGUGAAUGAAAAUAAACAAAAAUUAUAAGGUCUCCUUCAAUAUAAUGAUUACAUAUCUGAUGGGGAAUAGCGUGGCCAGUUGUCCGUUGGUCCAUUGGUCCGAGACUAGCAAAAAUCUUGAGUGGCUCGUUUUCUUCCCCAAGCUGGUAAAUACAGCGGUCAUUUUAUUUGUAAGAAGAGUUUCUUUUUCUCAAAAAUGAAAUGAAUCUUGGGACAUUUCUAUUUAAGGCUGCAAGAAAUUAAAGCUGUCCUCAUUCUGUUGAUGUGAAGUUUUCUUCACUUGCGUGUUAAUGAACUCAUCAGAAAGUUUGGAAUCAAGUUAAAAAGAAUAGAGAACCUGUCUGUCAUCUCUUGGCCUCCUUUUGUAAAUGAACUUGGUCUUAUUUUUGUUUGAGUGUUGAUCGUUUCCAUGGUGAUGGGUAAUCAGAUUUGAAUGUGACUCUAGUUACCAGAAGCCUUUGGUGUUGUAUUUACGAGGCAUAUUAUGUUACAUUGUCAUUACUUGUUAGUUAUCAUUUUCAGCAAUUUGGUCCAAAAGUGAUUCACUUAGAACAUUGUAUCAUGUCAUACUUGUGUAAAGGGCAUUCAAAAAAAUCAAAUAAACUGAAUGUAUAUGAA